This is a messenger RNA of Chenopodium quinoa (quinoa), 2249 nucleotides long. Its product is annotated as tubby-like F-box protein 5. Lineage: Eukaryota; Viridiplantae; Streptophyta; Magnoliopsida; Caryophyllales; Amaranthaceae. The record is from RefSeq and is a predicted model, not a curated record. Gene Ontology annotation, molecular function: protein binding. The transcript is spliced from 5 exons. The coding region runs from base 637 to 1875 and encodes 412 amino acids.
UCAAUCCAUUUUUUUUUACAGAAAACUCAAUACAUCAGAAACCUAUUCUUUUAUAGGAAAAAAAAUAAACAAAAAUAGCCCAGAAAUCUUUUUUCUUUACUUUCACAAAGUAAAUAUCUUUUUUUGUUUUGGGGAAGCGGCGCAAAAAUCGAGAAGAGAGAAACGAAAAUGAGAAGAGACCCUCAAUACUAAAAACAUUAGAAAAACCAAAAAAGUAGAGAGAGAAAAGAAAGGUAGAAGAGUAAAAUGGGGAUCUAAAAAACUCUUAAAUUUACGGGCAGAAGGUGCGGGGCAGCGGGCAGUUCUCGGGCACCACCGGAACUUCAGACCGUUACCGGCGGUGAUCUAACGGCGGAGAUAGAAAGAAUUAGCUUAUUUCAAAAAUGUUGAUCAGAUCCAACCGUUCAUCUGAAAAAUUAUUCUGAUUUGAUUCAUUUUUGAUUGAUUUCAAAUAUUUCUUUCAAUCUCUCUCUCUUUGAUCUGAUUGCUGCUCACUUUUUUCUGGGCUUUGAAUUUAUACCCACUCUUUCUCUCUCCUCUUGUAUCUAAUCCCAGCUUUUCUUACCCAGUUUGGUUUCAGGUGUCAUCAAGCUCAUUAGGUGCAUGUAUUAAAAGACCAGACUAGUCCAAAAUAAGAUGUCCUUCAAGGGCAUCGUUAGGGAGCUGAAAGAAAUGAGAGAGGGGAUAGGAAACCGGUCUAGACGGGGAGAAGGAGGGAGGCAGUGGCGUGGGAGAACAAGAUCACAUAUUGCACCUGACCAGGCAUCACCUAAUAUUGAAGAAGUUGAGCAAGGUCGGUGGGCGAAUUUGCCAUCCGAAUUGCUUUUGGAUAUCAUUAGGAGGGUUGAAGAUACUGAGACAUCAUGGCCUGCUAGAAGUGUUGUAGUAUUUUGUGCUGCCGUUUGUAGAUCGUGGAGAGAUGUUACCAAAGAAAUAGUUCAGACUCCAGAACAGUGUGGAAGGAUCACUUUUCCGAUCUCUUUAAAGCAGCCUGGAUCGCGUGAUCAGCCUAUACAAUGUUUUAUCAAAAGGGAUAGAGCAACUUCUACUUUCCGCCUUUACUAUGGAUUGACGCCAUCUGAAGAAGAAAACGAUAAAUUAUUAUUGGCUGCUAGGAAGAUCAGAAGAGCAACAAGCACAGAUUUUGUAAUAUCUUUAGUUGCAGACGACUUCUCAAGAGCUAGUAAUGCAUAUGUUGGAAAGCUCAGGUCAAAUUUUUUGGGCACCAAAUUCACCGUGUAUGACAGCCAACCCCCACAAGAUGCAGCAGUUAAAACUAACAGUCGGUCCAGCCGGAGGUUUCAUUCUAAGCAGGUCUCUCCUAGAGUGCCUGCUUACAAUUAUAGCAUAGCAACCAUCUCUUAUGAGCUUAGUGUUCUCCGCACCCGAGGGCCUAGGAGAUUACAUUGUGUCAUUCACUCCAUUCCUCUAGCUUCCAUUCAAGAGGGAGGAUCUGCCCCAACUCCUCAAUCUUUUCCUCGAUCAAUUCAUGAGCAAUGUCCACCCUCACCAGGCUUGCAAGGGAAGGAACAACCUAUCAGUUUUAGCUCCACCAGUCUAUCAGAGCCACCACCUACCGUCUCAGAUGACCGACUCAUACUUAAAAACAAAGCUCCUAGAUGGCAUGAGCAGCUGCAGUGUUGGUGCUUGAACUUCAGAGGCCGGGUAACAGUUGCCUCUGUCAAGAAUUUUCAGCUUGUGGCAGCUGUUGAGCCACACCACAACAUCCCUGUUGCUGAGCAAGAAAAGGUAAUACUACAAUUUGGAAAGAUUGGAAAAGAUAUAUUCACCAUGGAUUAUCACUAUCCACUCUCUGCUUUUCAAGCCUUUGCGAUCUGCCUUAGCAGCUUUGACACAAAGCCAGCAUGCGAAUGACUUCUAGGGUUGGUUUUCAUGAGUUUCUCAUCCCUUGUAAGGCUUUCCCUGUGAAAGUUCACCAGGCAUCUGCAUCGAUGGCCAUGAGUGCCACCCUGCAGAUUGUGGCGAGUGCUCUUAACUGUGUAAUCAUGGAAAUUUUUAUUGCAAAACAUCAAUGGAUGUAUAUUUAUGGUGCCAGGGGAAGUAGGUUAUGUUGUAAUUUCAUUUUCCUUCAACUCGGUAUUAUUUACAUGUACUCUCCUCAAGAGAUACCGAUGGUUCAUGCAACCCCUUUUGGUUAGUUUGAUCUGCUUAUCAGUUUUGCACUGAGAAUGGGUUAAUCCUGAUAUUGAAUUGAGAUAAGGUAUAUACCAAAGCAUAGUUGGCAAUGA